Molecule: messenger RNA, 1551 nt
Organism: Andrographis paniculata
Lineage: Eukaryota; Viridiplantae; Streptophyta; Magnoliopsida; Lamiales; Acanthaceae
Product: S-adenosylmethionine decarboxylase proenzyme-like
Exons: 5
Coding region: 474-1142 (222 amino acids)
Biological process (GO): spermidine biosynthetic process; spermine biosynthetic process
Cellular component (GO): cytosol
Molecular function (GO): adenosylmethionine decarboxylase activity
Source: RefSeq, a predicted model, not a curated record
GACACUAAUUUCAUAAUAUUUGAACCAAGAAUGAAUUUACGGUGAAUUUAUCGUUUUCUCAUUUCUCUAGGGUUUGCUUUGCGAUUCAUCGGUAGAACUCUUCACUCUUGGAUUGUUAUUCGCGAGACGACCGUGAAAAAGAAAACAGCAUAGUUCUUCACUUGCAUCUGAUCGGAGUUUAUUGCGCAUCCAACAUGUUUAAUUGGAAGAACCGAAUGACAUAAUGGAAUUAAAGGGAGGGAAGAACAAGUCUAGUAGUAAAAACUUAUCAUAUGAAGCUCCUCUCGAAUACACAAUCGAAUAUGUUCGCCCGAACGGAGGAAUCAAGAAGUUCCGAUCUGCUCCAUACUCCAACUGUGCUCGGAAGCCAUCCUGAUAUUCGUCAAGCUCUGUGAUCAUAACCAGUUCUUCAGCUUUCAAACUCUGCUUUCGUAUUAUUUCCUCGCGCCUUUUCCUACUGAAUCAAAAUAGCUAUGGUGCCCUCGGCAAUCGGUUUUGAAGGUUAUGAGAAAAGACUUGAGAUAUCGUUUUUCAAUCCUGGAAUAUUUGCUGAUCCUGAGAACCGUGGCCUCCGAGCUCUUUCUAAAGCGCAGUUGGAUGAAAUUCUGGCGCCAGCAGAAUGCAUAAUUGUCGCAUCAUUAUGCAAUGAUGAAGUUGAUUCCUAUGUGCUGUCGGAGUCUAGCCUUUUCGUGUACCCGUACAGGAUGAUCCUCAAAACUUGUGGGACUACUAAAUUAAUGCUCUCGAUCCCGCCCGUCGUUAAUCUCGCUGGAAUGAUCGGGCUCACGGUGUGCUCUGUCAGAUACACUCGCGGAUGCUUUAUGUACCCGGGCGCUCAGCCAUAUUCACAUCGAAGCUUUUCUGACGAAGUCGCUGUUCUCGAUCGCCAUUUCGCCAAACUUGGCCUCAUCAGCGAAGUUCACGUGAUGUGCGACGACGACAGGCGUAAUAAAUGGCACGUCUACUCCGCCUGUGCUAAAUCGGAUAGCGUCGAGUCGCGUGUUUACACGUUGGAAAUGUGCAUGACGCAUUUGGAUAAGAAUAAGGCGUCGGUGUUCUUCAAGAAUCGCUCGAGCUCCGCAAAUUGCGGUGAAGUCCGACCGAACCAAGUCCUACGAGUCGGUGGUAGUAGAGUUGGGUAGCUUCCCCUAAGUAAGGUAAGGGGUUAAAUUAUGCAUAUUUGAAAUGAUUGACCAUUAAACUACGUGUCUUAGUUAAAUAGGCUAUUAUAAUCAUAUCUUUUUUUGUGAUAUGUGGUGAACUUGCUAUUAAGAAUUCAUAAUUUUUGUAAGCCGUGGAUUUGGCUAGACUUACCGUUGAUUGGAAAAUUGAUUAUUAAUUUAUGUAUGCCGUGGAUUUGGCUAAACUUAGUUGUUGAUUGGAAAGUCAGUUAUUAAUUUGUGUAUGCCGUGGAUUUGGCUGGACUUAGCCGUUGAUUGGCAAGUCGGUUAUUAAUUUGUGUAUGCCGUGGAUUUGGCUGGACUUAGCCGUUGAUCGGAAAGUCAAUUAUUAAUUUGUGUAUGUCGUGGAUUUGACUAGACUUAGAUGCUG